Messenger RNA from Talaromyces atroroseus, 663 nucleotides. RefSeq lists its product as hypothetical. Bases 1 to 663 code for a protein of 220 amino acids. The record is from RefSeq and is a predicted model, not a curated record. The transcript is spliced from 3 exons. NCBI's taxonomy places the organism in Eukaryota, Fungi, Ascomycota, Eurotiomycetes, Eurotiales, Trichocomaceae. Gene Ontology annotation, molecular function: FMN binding; oxidoreductase activity.
AUGACCAUUGAGGAUAUCAAGGAAGUGGUUUCUCAAUUUUCACAUGCGGCCCGUUUGGCUAUCGAGGUAGCCGGUUUCGAUGAUGUCGAGAUCCAUGGUGCGAAUGGCUAUCCGCUUGACUCCUUCACGCACGAUAACAUCAACAAGCGGACCGAUGAGUAUGGCGGGCCGGUCGAGGGUAGAUUGAAGUUCGCUCUUGAAGUUAUCGAUGGCGUGAUUGGCGCGAUAGAAAGUGAUAGGGCUGCCAUUCGCCUUGCACCGUACCAUGUCCUGCAGGAGACAAACGAUAGCAACCGUAUUGACACCUUCGCCGUGCUAUCGGCCGAGUUGGAGAAGAGACAGCUCGCUAAUGGCAGCCAUCCGACCGAGAAGUCAGAGAUCGCGUCAAUCUGGCCAUUUCGACGUAUUCUCAGAACCACGCCGGUAAUUGGUGCUGGAGGCUAUGGUGCAGAGUCUGCAGCGCAGGCAAUCCACGAAGGUCGCAUAGAUCUGGCCGCCUUUGGGAGGCACUUCACCUCAAAUCCUGAUUUACCAGAACGGCUCUUUCACGGAUAUCCGUUGACCAAAUAUCACCGGCCGACGUUCUACACCUCGGGCCUUCAGGGGUACCUUGGCUGGUCACGAUGGGGGGAAGAAGAGGCUGCAGAGCAGGGCAGCUCUUGA